Molecule: messenger RNA, 1942 nt
Organism: Saccostrea echinata
Lineage: Eukaryota; Metazoa; Mollusca; Bivalvia; Ostreida; Ostreidae
Product: sodium-dependent glucose transporter 1A-like
Exons: 4
Coding region: 1-1911 (636 amino acids)
Biological process (GO): transmembrane transport
Source: RefSeq, a predicted model, not a curated record
AUGAUCCAGUUUGAUAGCGUGAUUCCAGGUCUCCAGCAUUUAUAUGCUCCAAAAAUGGAGGAGGACAAUGACCUAGCAACAGUAGAUAGGUUCCGCCUGACUUACGAUGGUCCUGAUCUCGAAAUCAUAGAGCGAAUCCGGCGGAUGUAUGAAAGAGUCCCUUUUGGAAAAAGCAAAAAUGAGGAUGAGGAAGGACGGAAAAAGAAGAAAAAGAGGCCCAAAUUUUUGACCAGGCUCAAAAAUGAUUUGGACUUUAGAAGAAAAUUCAUCUUAACUGUUGGAUUGCUUUGGUCUUUUAUGAUCCUGGGGUGGAUCAUAGGACAAUUCGGCCCCUCUUUCCUUGACUUACAAAUCAUUACUUCCACCACCAUAAAGAAAGGAUCCGCCUUUAUGACGGCUAAUUCUGUGGGGUACCUCACAGGGUCCCUCCUUUGUGGGGUCCUUUUUGACAGCUACAAUAAACUCUUGCUCCUGUUUAUUGCCGUCCUUGGUAACGCUAUAACGGCAGCCAUUAUUCCGUGGUGCUUUGUGUAUGAAAUAAUGGUCAUCAUGCACAUCGCCAAGGGGACAUUCUGCGGAGCUCUAGACGCCAUUUGUAAUGCCGAAAUAGUCUACACAUGGGGUGAAGAGGGAAGAGUCUACAUGCAAGCUCUACAUUUUUGUUUUGCAUUAGGAGGAAUCAUAUCGCCAAUAGCAACCGCUCCUUUCUUGGCUCCGAAACAUAAGACUUUCUUCCUCAGCAAAACUCCUGUAGAUUAUUACAUACCGGAAACAGAUUUUGACACUGUGAAAGUUGCCGUAAAUGGAUCAAAAUCUGAUACAGGGAUUGAUUUUACUGUGAACUCCGUCACAAAUGUUUCUUUUACCAAAAACGUCACGUAUAUAACUAAACUGGUUCCCCAUCCUCCUCCAAAAUCCAGAAUUUAUAUCGCCUACCUUCUCUCCGCCCUCCUGGCCUCUACAGCAGCGCUGUUCUUCUUCAUUUUAUACAGAAAAUCCAUGAAGCAGAAGAAGAGAAAACUGAAAAAGCGAACAAAAACCGAGGAAUCUCAACCAAAAGUGCUUCCUUUGAAAUCCAAAAUAAUAGCCAUUGCAAAUAUGAUGUGCAUUAUGGGAUGCUACAGCGCAAUAGAAGAUACGUUUGCUGGCUUCCUCGCAACGUUUUGUGUCAAACAAAUGGAUUGGUCUAAAUCUGCAGGCUCCUUUGCAACCUCGUUUUACUGGGCAGCAUUCGGAGGGGGUCGUUUCUGUGGAAUAUUUCUCGUGCGCUUUUUAACUCCGGUGCGAAUGAUAUGCAUGUAUAGUGGUCUUCUGAUUGUAGCUUUUACUGGAUUAUUCUUGACUUCCAACGAAGGUUAUGACGCGGGAGUUUGGAUUUGUGCAACGUUAGCGGGGUUUGCGCUUUCUAUCAUUUUCCCUACCAUGUUUAUUUGGACUGAGGAAGAACUACUUACAAUAACGGGGAAAGUUGCGUCACUGUUCUUGAUUGCGUCAUCAUCAGGCACCAUGGUUAACCCCAUUGUACUUGGGACUCUCAUGGAUAAACUCACGCCUAUGUGGUUCUGUUAUUUAUUAUUCACAGAGAGUGUGCUUUUAUUGGUGUUCUACUUAAUAGCUCAACACAUCGCUUCUGUCAUACAUGCUCCAAAUACUGAAAAGGGGAGCAAAUUUGAUGACGUACGCCCCGUAUUUUAUGAUGAUUUUGAUCCACGAAGCUUCUUGACUGACAAAUCAAAAGAGCAGAAAUCCAAAGUGAAUCCGGAUCUGACACUAAGUAUAAUUCCAUUAAAUGACGAGGAUCCAAAAAUAGCAGAUAUGGAUGUGAAGGAGAACUCGCUGCCAUUUAGCGGAAGUGACGAAGAAUCAGAGACUGAAUCUUUGUUGACUGGCGAAGACCGCGUCCAGAGUUAAUCCGAAUUUUAUAAAAAGUUGAAUGCUGAAA